This is a messenger RNA of Caenorhabditis elegans, 781 nucleotides long. RefSeq names its product TransThyretin-Related family domain (gene ttr-12). Bases 269 to 754 code for a protein of 161 amino acids. The record is from RefSeq and is marked reviewed. Gene Ontology annotation, cellular component: extracellular region; cell surface. The transcript has 5 exons. NCBI's taxonomy places the organism in Eukaryota, Metazoa, Nematoda, Chromadorea, Rhabditida, Rhabditidae.
AAUAAUUUUUCAUCAAAAUAUGGGCGCUUUGUUGAACAUUUUUUAGAUUUUCCAUAGAUCAGCUACAAAAGUUGCAAAGCAAUUUUUGAAAGUUUACUGUUGAAAAAUGCAAAUUCAUCCAGAAUCUUUUUAAAAUUUAACUUUAUAAAAUACUUUUAUUAAUCACGUUUUCCCGAUGUUUGCCACGUUGCUACUAAAAUUACGUGGAAGGUUAUUAAUUUCGUUUGUCAAAUUGCAAAUUAUUCAUUGUUCACUUUGAGAAAUCUAGAUGAAGAAACUCUUUCUAAUUUUUCUGUGUCUUUUGGCUCCAAACUACUGUUAUGCAGCGUGUGCUUCUGUUCACGUAAAAGGCCAGCUAAUGUGCAGAGGAAGACCAUAUGUUGGGGAGAUGGUUCAGAUUUGGGAGCCCAAAAUUUUCGACGAAAUGUGGUCGGAUCAAAAAACAGGAGUCGAUGGGAGAUUCGAGAUGGCGACUAACGGGAAUGAUGUGACUCUAGUCGACAUUCCAUUGCUGAAUUUUGGAUUCAAACCGUAUCUAUGGAUCAAUAAUUUUUGCGGAACAGAAGUGAUGAAUGGGGAGAGAUGUACCAAGAAUCUUGUAAAGAUUCCCAUUCCGGAAUGGUAUGUCAAUCCAUGUCGACCGGAUGUUCAUAUUUUUGACAUUGGAGUUUUCGAAAUGGAUACUGUUAAAGGCGAAGACUACAACUGGUUCGAGAAGUUUCUUGGAUACGGGAAACAUUGUAGAUCUUAUUAAAUGUUUAAUAAAUAAUUAAAGAUAUUU